Molecule: messenger RNA, 5920 nt
Organism: Lingula anatina
Lineage: Eukaryota; Metazoa; Brachiopoda; Lingulata; Lingulida; Lingulidae
Product: laminin subunit beta-1
Biological process (GO): substrate adhesion-dependent cell spreading; basement membrane assembly; axon guidance
Cellular component (GO): laminin trimer
Source: RefSeq, a predicted model, not a curated record
AUGGCUAAACAGACAUCUUUCUUUGAAAGAAGUGAUGACCUUCUUGACAGCAGACCAGAGAUCAAGGAGAAGUAUUACUAUUCCAUCUAUGAAAUGGUAGUCCGUGGAAGCUGCUCCUGCUAUGGUCAUGCUUCUCGCUGUCUGCCACUACCAGGCUUGCCAAAUAGAUCAGACAUGGUUCAUGGACGCUGUGAGUGUACCCACAAUACCAAAGGUUUGAACUGUGAGCAGUGUGAAGCUUUCUACAAUGACUUGCCAUGGAGACCUGCCAGAGGAAACCAGUCAAAUGAGUGCAAAAAAUGUGAGUGCAAUAAUCAUGCCAGCAGAUGUCACUUUGAUCCCGCCGUGUACGAGGCCACGGGACGUGUCAGUGGAGGUGUUUGUGAUGACUGCCAACACAAUACUAUGGGUCGUAACUGCCAGGAAUGUAAGCCAUUUUACUAUCAAGAUCCCACCAAAGACAUCAGGCAUCCAGAAGUUUGCAAACCCUGUGACUGUGACCCCAAGGGUUCUGAGAACAGUGGCGAGUGUGAGAGUCGCUCAGACCCAGAGCACAACCUUGUGGCAGGACGCUGCUUCUGUAAACGGUUUGUAGACGGACCCAGGUGUGACACAUGUAAAAAUGGCUACUGGAACUUGCGCGAAGAAAGCAUCGAUGGUUGUGAACCCUGUGAAUGUAACACCUAUGGCACCGUGGGGAACUUUGGCUGUAACAAGAUCACUGGUGUCUGCACCUGUAAAAGAUUUGUCACAGGAAGGAACUGCGACCAAUGUCUGGCAGGUUACUGGGGGCUUGGCCCAGAUGUAGACGGCUGUAAGGCCUGCGACUGUGACUUUGGUGGUGCCCUGAACAACAUGUGUGAACAGACAACAGGGCAGUGCGCCUGUAGGCAGAAUAUCAUUGGCCGUCGCUGUGAGCGACCGCGACCAGGAUAUUUCAUCACUAAUCUGGAUUAUCUGGUUUAUGAGGGCGAGUUUGCCAGAGGCACUGGGAAUUACCAGGUGGUGAUCCGUGAGCCUGUAGCAGGACGUCCCACCACUUGGACAGGUCCUGGGUUUAUGCGGGUCAGCGAGGGGGACUCCCUGGUUUUCACCGUGGACAACCUGCCUUCCUCUAUGGAGUAUGACAUUGUCAUCAGAUAUGAGCCACAGAUGCCAGAUCGUUGGGAUGAUGUUCGCGUGACUGUGGAAAGACCAGGGCGGGUGGACCAGAACAGUGUCUGUGCCAACAGCAUUCCUCAAGAUGACUUCAAGGCUACCAGUCUGCCCGCAGGUAUUCGUUACUACACAGUUUCCCCGCCAUCUUGUUUAGAGACAGGUGUUUCAUAUACCAUCAAACUAGAAUUCAACAGGUACAAGAGUGACAGAGCUACACCUGAUGCCACUGCCCUGAUUGAUUCAAUUGUCCUUGUCCCAAGAAUAAACAGUAUUCCUGGAACCCCACAGGAGAUCACCACGGAUUUCGAGCGCUACCGCUGCCGAGAAGACCAGCUGACGGCAGCCAGGCCAGACCUUGCUGAGGUUUGCAAGAAAUACCUCUUCAGUUUAGGAGCCAUCAUUCACCAACAAGCUCUUGACUGUGAAUGUGACCCCACAGGCUCCGUGAGUGCCGUGUGCGACCCCUCUGGUGGUCAGUGUCAAUGUAAACCAAAUGUCAUAGGAAGGCGCUGUGAUAAGUGUGCACCAGGAACGUAUGGAUUUGGACCACAGGGAUGCUUAGCCUGUAACUGUAAUGCUCUCGGCUCCCGCGACAAUUUCUGUGAUGUGACUUCUGGCCAGUGUCUGUGUAUCCCUAACGCCUAUGGUCGCCAGUGUGACCAGUGUCAGCGCGGGUAUUAUAACUUCCCCAACUGUCGCCUGUGUCAAUGUAAUGGCCAUGCUGACACGUGUGAGGACACCACAGGGCGAUGUAUUGGAUGUAGAGAUUACACUGCUGGAGACAAUUGUGAACUAUGUGUCCGUGGUUACUAUGGAGAUCCCAGACUUGGCGCCAACAUUCCAUGUCGUGCCUGCCCAUGUCCUGGCGGCCAAGGCAGUGGAUUCCAACAUGCAGACACGUGCAGCUUGACCAGAGAACAAAACGUCCGCUGUGACUGUCGCCCUGGAUACACGGGUGAUCGUUGUGAUCGCUGUGCUGAUAACUUCUAUGGCAACCCAGUUGUACCUGGCGGGGAAUGCAGGGCAUGUUUCUGUAAUAAUAAUAUUGAUCCUGACGUACCUGGUAGCUGUGACCCUGUCACUGGGGAAUGUUUGAAGUGUCUGUACCAGACUGAGGGCUACAGCUGUGAGAGGUGUAAGGAGGGUUACUAUGGAGAUGCAACAAGGCAGACAUGUCAGGCAUGUGUGUGUAACAUUCUCGGCACAAACCGCUCCAUGGGAGCUUGUGACAUUGUCACUGGACAGUGUCCAUGCUUGCCCAAUGUGAUUGGACGAGCUUGUGACCGGUGUGCUCCUAACCACUGGAAACUGGCCAGCGGUACUGGCUGUGAGGCCUGCAACUGUGACCCUGAUGGCUCUCUGUCCACUCAGUGUAAUGAGUUUGAUGGCCAAUGUGAAUGUAAGCCAGGAAGAGGUGGGCUGACAUGUGGAGAGUGUGAGGCAUUCUACUGGGGCAACCCUAACAUAGCUUGCUAUCCCUGUGAUUGUAACCGGGAAGGGUCAGCCAGCCUGCAGUGUGACCGCCGUACUGGUCAGUGUGAGUGUCUGGAAGGGGUGGCUGGACACAAGUGUGACCGCUGCGAGAGGGGGACCACUGGCCAGCUCCCCAACUGUGUGCCCUGUGGAGAGUGCUUUGAUAACUGGGACAAGAUCAUUCAGGAUCUGGCGGGAAGGACACGCUUGCUGAUCCAAGAAGCAAAUGAAAUCAAAAUUCAGGGUGUAAGCAAAGCCUACGAGCAGGUGUUCCGUGAGAUGGAGAGCAAACUUGACCAGGUUCGCCAGCUAAUCGAAAACGCAAAUGUCUCUGUGGCUGAUAUUGAGGGGCUAAAACUUAAGCUGGAACAGCUCAGAACCCAGUUGGAUGGCCAGGCCAACUCUGUUCAGGGAGUUGAAGAUGGAGUGAAGGAAGCAGGAAGAGAAAUUCUGAAGACGGAAAAUAGCAUUCAGGUUCUACGUCUUGGCAUUAAUGGACUAAGACAAGCCGCUGAUGAACUGAAGAAGGAAGCUGAGGAACUGAAGGAACAGAAUGUACAAGGUGCGUUUGAAAGUUUACAAAGCAGCCAGAAAAGGUCAGAAGCGGCACAGAAGACCGUGGAUGACACAGAUGACACUGUUGCCCAGUCCAAACAGACAAGAGAACGGGCGGAGCAGUUCAUGGCGGACAACCAGGCUGAGUUCCAGCGUAAGACGCAGGAAAACGAAGAUGCUAUUGAAGAUGUGCAAACUGACAUCGAACUCCUCGAGAAUCAGCUGGCAGAUGUUAACAACAUGGUAUGUGAUGGGCGUGGCACACCAUGUGAUGUGCUAUGUGGUGGAGGAGGAUGUGGCAAGUGCGGCAUUAUAGGUGGCGGUCAAAGCUGCGAUGCAGGUGCCGUGACCAAGGCGAACAACUCCCUCUCCCUGGCUAAACAGACAGAAGAUACUCUGGCAGAGAGGUCAAAGAAUCUGCAAGACUUACUUGGAGAGGUAGAAGCAGUGGAAGCAGAUGCCUCAGUGGCAAAGAGCGAGGUACAGGCCGCAUUUGACAAAGCUGAGCAAGCCAAGAACAUGUCUGAGUCAUCUCGAACAGAGUUACAGAAACUACUGGAAUCAAUUGCAGAGUUCCUCACCAAGGGUGGGGCUCGCCCAGAAGAUAUCCGUCAGGUCGCAGAAGAGGUUUUGGCAAUGAGUAUUUCACUGACACCAGAGGAAAUAGAAAAUUUGGCUGCGGAGAUUAACAAAACUGUCAUUGGACUUACCAAUAUUGACGAGAUUUUGGAUGCCACCAGGAGUCGGAAUGAAACGGCUCACAAAUUGCAGGAAGAAGCUAAAAAAGCCAGUGCUGAUGCGGCCACCAUCUUGGACACAGCGCGUAAGGUGUCUGACCGCCUGGACUUGGCCGAAGAGGCUCAGGACAAAGCCCAGAAGGCUAUAGACCAAGCCAAUGAGAAUAUUAAGGAGGCAGAAACACAUCUCACUCAGGUUGAAUCAGAGACGGAUGCCGCACUGGGCAAAGCCAAUGCUUCCCUGGAAGCUGUCCAGAACUUGACCACAAAACUGGAGGAUGUCAAGAAGAAAUAUGUCCAGAAUGAACUCAGCGUCCAGCGAGCCAAAGGGGAGGCUGACGGAGCCAUGAAAAUGGCCAAUAAGGCAGAAUCUGAUGCAGCAGACUUGGAGACCAAGUACCAGGAUGCUUCUGCUCAGCUAGAGGCCAAAUACAACAUGACCAAGGAUGCAAAAGAGAGAGCAGUCCAACUUAAAAAUAAUGCAACAACUUUGGCACAAAGUACUCAGUUUAAACUGUACCAACUUCGAACAAUGGAGCGAGAUUUCAUGGAAAGAGAGAAGUCUUUGACAGAGCUUUCUGGCGAGAUUGAGGCCCUGCUUGCACGAAUGAAACUUCUCACUCAAGAAAUCCAGGAAAAGUCUGAUUUCUAUCGAGAUUGCCAGCCCUAAUAAGUAAUCUGGUGAAUCAAACAGUGGAUUAAAUAGUAGAGAAAAAAUUCAACAUUCAUCUGACAGGUCAACGGAACUCUUCUUGGGAUUGAACUCUAGGUAACCUCCAAGCCAAAAGGUCAAAUGUUAACUUUUGGGACGUUGUUCUGUGUUUCUAUGUUUAACUUAUUAAAACUGAGAACAGGUCACAUGGUGCUCCAUCAUGUGCUGCCAUCUAUACUAGUGUAUGUAAGUAAUAAAUGAUGGAGAAAUGCUUUUAGAUUUUAUUGUUAUAAUUAAGUCAUUUAGUAAUUACUCACAAAUUUCAUACAAUUCAUAUAUGUCCGAUUUUUCCAGAAAUUUUGAAAGUGUGCUUUCAUACAUAUCCAACAAAACCAUUUAAGGAAGAUUUUUUCAGAUAAUUACUAUAUAUGUCACUUCCUUAGAAGAAUAUUUGAUAGAAACAAAGUAUCAGUUACAAAUAUUGAUAUUGAUAAAAGUAAGUAAAUCUUAAGGAGAGCAUCAAGCCAUUGUUUUUGCAUUAUAGAUACCUUGUGUCUUUUUUGUAGUUUUUCCAAAUGGUUAAAAUGGUUGUUCCAUUUUCUCCAAACAAAAGUUAGAAAAAGGCUGUAUAGCAUUCCAAUCUACUUGCCCCUACUUAAAGUAGGUUUAAAAUACAGCACUGUCAUCUUACGUGUAAUGCCAAUAGUAUUAACAUGGAAAGAAUGUGUUCAUUUAUAUAAGUGUAAAUAUUUCUAGGAAAAGUUUAUUGCAUGUAAUUAUAGGGUGCAACUUAUAUUAUGUCCCACCGCUAGAUUUUUUGAUAAAUGAAUUGUAUGAUAAAUUAUACAAAUGAUAACGGUGAAUUAUUCCACAUAACUGCUCUCCAGUCUUUGUUUACUAGAUAACAGAGGCACUGAACUGUAAAUCAUACUUUAAAAUGGAUUGGAUAUUUUUUAAUUUUUAAUUUGUUUACUUGAGGCACUGUUUUCUCAAGGAAUAAAUAGGCUUGGUUUCUUUAUCAUGUUAUAUAAGAAAAUUGAUUGGUACAUUGAUAUAGCUGUAACACUGCCAGGGUUUUUUACUUGACCCAGAAUCUCGUGUUUACGCUUUUUAAAACUCGUAUGUUCUGUCAGCCCAUUUUAAGCACAGUCAUGCCUAUGUUUAGCACCACUUUGUAUCAUGGUAUCAUAUUGACUGAAGCAGUUGGUGAAAUCACAUACAUAUGAUACUUGAGCAUUGGAUUUAAGUUUUACUGUACACUUUAAAUGAAAGUAAGAAGUGUAAGCUGCACAACCAAAUAACUGGCCCACACAUUCUUUAUUGUAAAUUUUAAUUUGAGUGUGUA